AUGGCUAUAGUUGCUAUGGAGGAGCAACCUGAUAAUAACCUAGAAGAUCAGGGCUUUACACCAGAAGAAAAUAUUGACACCAAUAGGAAUGAUAACAAUGUGAGUGAUCAUGAGCCUCUGGUUAAUUCACCUCCUGCAGAAAAUGCUAGUGUUGAUGAACAACCUGUUUUUACUGAGGAUAUUUAUGAUCCAAGAAAUUGGGAUAAUCUUGAUAACAAGUCAAGGGACAUAUUAGUAGAGAAGGGACCCAUCAGAGAUGAAAAUAUUGAAUUUCCUUUGGAUACCAAUGGCAGACAUUUUUCAUAUACUCAUUACUCUAGAAAGAUGAGCAAUGAAGAAGUUUAUGAUAGAAAGUGGUUGGUAUAUUCAAAACAUGUUGAUAAAGUGUUUUGUUUUUCAUGCAAGCUUUUCAAUACAGAAAACUGCAAGAGUUCAUUGGGUCAUGAGGGGUUCAAAGAUUGGAAGCAUAUUAAUGAGAGGUUGAAAGAACAUGAGGCUAGUAUACAACAUAUUACAAGCAUGAACUCUAGGAAUGAACUGAGGGUGAGGCUUGGUAAGCAUGAAACAAUUGACAAAAACAUUCAGCAGCAAAUCACCAAGGAGAAAGAGCGUAUCAAGCAAAUUUUACAAAGAAUAAUUGCUGUUGUGAAAUUUCUUGGUAAGCGGAAUUUAGCUUUCAGAGGACCAAGUGAGCAACUUUACAAUGAUCAAAAUGGUAAUUUCUUAGCUUGUGUUGAGAUGAUUGCUGAAUUUGAUUUGGUUAUGCAAGAUCACCUCAGACGUAUUCAAAACAAUGAGAUUCAUUAUCACUAUCUUAGUCAUAAAAUUCAGAAUGAGUUGAUUUCUCUUUUGGCUUCUGACAUCACUAAAACUAUCAUAAACACUGUUAAAGAGGCCAAAUAUUUUUCAGUUAUCCUUGAUUGUACCCCUCAUGUCAGUCAUCAAGAACAAAUGAGUUUGUUGAUCCGAUGUGUUAAUACGUCUACUGGUAAAGUUGAAGAGUAUUUUUUGGGUUUCAUGAAGGUAGAUGAUACAUCUGGUGAGGGACUUUUUAAUUCAUUACUUGAUUCCAUUAAGUCCUUUGGCCUAAAUAUUGAAGAUGUUAGGGGUCAAGAUUAUGAUAAUGGAUCUAACAUGAAAGGAAAGCACAAGGCGUGCGAGGACGACUGCUUGAUAUAA
This is a messenger RNA of Panicum hallii, 1179 nucleotides long. RefSeq names its product zinc finger MYM-type protein 1-like. The transcript has a single exon. NCBI's taxonomy places the organism in Eukaryota, Viridiplantae, Streptophyta, Magnoliopsida, Poales, Poaceae. Bases 1 to 1179 code for a protein of 392 amino acids. The record is from RefSeq and is a predicted model, not a curated record.